AUGUCGGCAGCGAUGGACAAAGCGAUGCUGGAGUUAUCUCUACAGGAGGAAGAUGAACCUUUUCAGAUGCCAGAUCUUCCCCAGUUUGAUUCUUCAGAAAGAAAUUCACGAAGUCUAAUUGGGAGGAUUCUGAAUCUGGAUUGUCAGAAGGUCUCAACUGUUAUCCUUGAUAUGCCACGCCAGUGGCAAAAGCAAGGCAAAGUAAGAGGGGUUGCUUUAUCAAGAGAGAGAUUUCAGUUUAUAUUUGAUCAUGAACACGACUUGUUGGAGGUUUUGGAGAAGGGAGUGCACACUUCUAAUGAUUGGGCUCUGGCUAUUGAUCGGUGGGUUGAACAUCCUCCACCGGACUACCUGCAGUAUAUGUUAGUUUGGGUCCGAAUUCGUAACAUCCCGGUUAAUCACUAUACGAAGGAAGCGAUCACAGCUUUGGGAGAGCUAGCGGGAGAGGUAAAGAUUGUAGCGUUUGAUCCUGAUAAGCCACAAAGAGAAGAUUAUGUUAGAGUUCAGGUUCGACUUAAUGUUUCCAGACCGCUGAGGACGUCAAAAGUAGUUAACCUUCCGCAGGGAGGAUCAGCUGUGGUCUUAUACAAUUAUGAAAGAAUCAGGAAAAGAUGUUAUGAGUGCCAAAGUUUAAAUCAUGAAAAAGAGGUAUGUCCUAUCAUUGUGGGAAGAAGAAGAAACCAAUCAAUUGAGAGAAGGCAGAAAGUCUUAGACGACAAGGAGUCUGCUCAGCUUGUUUUGAAGCAGGGAGAUCCUUUGUUUGGAGUUCUAAGUGAAGAUCAAGUUGGUUUCUGCAAGUUUAAGGGGAGAUGGAAGAUUUCUCUGGAAGUCCUAGAUGAGAUGAGGAGAUACCUGCUUUCAUCUUCCGAUGAAGAUAAGUUGGUGAGAAUUGAAAGGGUUAGAGCGCCGGUGGCUGAAACUGAAAAGAAUCCAAUUACUCAGAAGACUAUGCUGCGAUUGGAGGAACCGCCGGUGUUUACAAAGCAGUUAGACAAAGGCAAAGGGAUUGUCUUUGACUUUGAUCUCAAUUCUCCUGGGGAGGUGGUGCAGAAGGAAGGUGAACCUAUACAGAAACUAAUGGCCUCUGCUUUAGAUGCGGGGAGAAAAGGAAGUGCUUUUGAAAGAUUGAGAGAUUUAAGGCUGACUGUGGAUGAGGGUAUGAGGAGUAAGGUUGGGGCACCGAUGAAUUAUGCUUCUGCCUCUUUUUUCUCUGAAGAUAUAGGGAAUGUUGUGUGUCCUUCAAGGGUUGAAGGAAACUCUACGGAAUAUGGUCCUAGUCACUCUAUGGUUAGGCCAUCCGGGGUUCUCCAACAACUACCAAAGCGGAGAAGAAGGCCCUAUAUUAAGAAGAGACAAGAGCAGAAAGGCAACUCUCCCGAGGUACUGAAAGACCUUUAUGGAGAUUCAGCGCGAGGUGAUCUGAUAGGUGGCAAGAGAAAGACAUUGGUUGAAGAUGAUCGUGGUUGGAAAGCUGCAAAGCUUAAAGAAUCAAGGGUGAUCCCGAGUGAGGGAUCGCCGAAGCCAAGAUAA
This is a messenger RNA of Brassica rapa (field mustard), 1530 nucleotides long. RefSeq lists its product as uncharacterized. NCBI's taxonomy places the organism in Eukaryota, Viridiplantae, Streptophyta, Magnoliopsida, Brassicales, Brassicaceae. The record is from RefSeq and is a predicted model, not a curated record.